Messenger RNA from Aaosphaeria arxii CBS 175.79, 2445 nucleotides. RefSeq lists its product as uncharacterized. NCBI's taxonomy places the organism in Eukaryota, Fungi, Ascomycota, Dothideomycetes, Pleosporales. Gene Ontology annotation, molecular function: RNA polymerase II cis-regulatory region sequence-specific DNA binding; DNA-binding transcription factor activity, RNA polymerase II-specific; zinc ion binding. Bases 62 to 2278 code for a protein of 738 amino acids. Gene Ontology annotation, biological process: DNA-templated transcription; positive regulation of transcription from RNA polymerase II promoter by galactose. The transcript has 5 exons. Gene Ontology annotation, cellular component: nucleus. The record is from RefSeq and is a predicted model, not a curated record.
CUCCGACUUGUCCUGCCAACAGCUUCCUGAGCUGCCGAACGGGUUGUCGCACUCGAGGUGGAUGGUCAACAUGUCGCCCACAUCUACCACUAGGAAUGGCAGCGACACCAUGAGCCCUCCGAACGAUCCGGGCGCGUCGCAGAAGCGCAAGAGCGAAGAGAGUGCUCCGCAAGCACGCGCGAAGCGCAAUCGCUACAUAUCCAUUGCAUGCAAUGAGUGCAAGAGGAGAAAAAUCAAAUGCAACGGGCAGACUCCUUGUCAACGAUGCGGCAAUCUCUCGCUGGAGUGCUUGUAUGCGCCCAACUGCUGCAACAACUUCAAAGACUCGGAUGAAUUCAAGCAGAUGUCUGCGCAUAUAUCCACCCUUCAAGACCAAGUUGAACAAUUAUUUGCGAAUCUUACAUCCCUGAAGAGUCAAGUCGACACACAAAGCAUGGGUUCAAUAGGAACUCCGUACCAGAAUCCAGAGUAUGCUCGCUCGAUGUCAAUUCAUACCCCUAUGAUUCCACCAUCGCCUGCUCAACAACGGAGCAAGUCUUUCAGUAAACAUCCACGGUUCCAUGGGCCCACGUCGAGCGCAUUCAACUUGGGAGUAGCCAAAUCUAGCUUGAAGACAAUGGGUAUAACUGGGGCUGAGGAUGUUGAAGACGAAGGUGUCGUUACCCAAGACGUCACUCCGAUGGGUUCUCCGCCGCAGUCAAAUGCUGCAUUGUCUAAGGGGAGCCUCCACAUAGAUAAGGAUCCCAUCUGGUCUCUUACAAAAUCGGAGGCUGUUCGAUUGAUCCAAGUUUGGCAGGAAGAAAUGGGUAUGAUGUAUCCCUUUAUGGAUAUUGAAAAGAUGCUUCGUUAUGCCGACCUGUUGUUCUCCUUCGUCGAAGCGGCAUCACGGUCCGGACUUAUGCAAGGUUCACGUCCAGGCCAUGACGCAAUUAUGGACGAUCGUACAAGUAUUUUGAAGCUGAUUCUAGCAAUCUCUCUGGUCCUCGAGGGCGGCGGAAAAGAUCCGCUAGGAGAAAAGCUAUUCUGGAAUGUGCAUGAAAGGGUCGAAAAAUCUCUCUCAGGUUCUGUUGAUUUGCAGGGAAUCAACAUGCUUAUAUUGACUGGAAUGUACCAUUUCCAUCGGGAUGACGAAGCGCUCGCGUGGCGCAUCAUAGGCUUGGCUGCCCGCCAGUGUAUUGAACUCGGGUUACACAGGCGCGAGACAUAUAGUGGCACGACAUUUUCGGAUCCUGAGGAGCAGGCUACGGCAAUUCGAACUUUUUGGUCUGUUUACGUCCUCGACAGAAGAUGGAGUUUUGGCACAGGCAUGCCAUUUGCUUUGCAGGAUGCAGAUAUUGACCCUAACCUCCCAAAACCAGAUGACUCUUUACCAUAUCUCAAUGCGAUGAUAUCAUACAGUGUGAUAGGAUCCAAAGUGUGGCGGUCCAUCGCCAACGCCGAUGCUUCCCAAUACAACAUCAACAAGGAAGAUAUCAGCUUUCUUGACUUUCAAAUCUUGAACUGGCACCGGUCAAUUCCAGAAUCCUUGAAGUUCGUCCAUCCAGAAAGUGGACGCGCCCCGGAAGCUGCGUCGCGAGGUCUUCAUCGGCUGCAAGUUGCACUCUAUCUACGAGCAAAUCAGAUGCGAAUUUUGAUAUAUCGUCCUGUCUUGCACACGGCGACAAGCAUCAUGGAAAAUCUCGAGUUCGCACAUACUGUUGUUAAGGUCGCCAAAGAUACUAUCCGAAUUCUGACCUACAUUAACCAGGUCUCGGAUAUUUAUAAGGCCCAACAAACCAUGUUCAACUACUUCCUCAUAUCUGCUCUUGCUGUACUGUUUCUCGCUGUUGCACAUGCACCAGCUGAAUUCAGCGCCCAGUGCCGGGACGAAUUCUACAUGGCGUUAGACCUCGUGCGAGGCUUCUCGUCGAAUUCGUAUGUUUCAAAACGUCUUUGGAAGACAAUCAAGAUGCUGAAGGAAAUUGGUCCCAGGCUGGGUCUCAAUGUGUCAAAUGCGGACACAGCGGAUGCGCACUCCUCUGCCGCAGUGGCUAUGGCAGGCCUUGCUGGUCAUCAAGUUGAUGAGAUGGCUGUCUUCUCAAAUGGCAGGAAUGGACACUUGGAUACACCCCACGGAAUGGUGUCGGAUCUCACAACUUUGUUCGAAGCUGCAGGCGGAUAUACCAAUGUCCUACAGAAUGGGUUUAGUUUAAGCUCUGCUGAGAUGGCAAGUGGAGAAUUCGCGACGAGUUUUGGGCACGAAGAUGAGUUAGCAAGGAUUAUGAGAGAUCUGUUCUGAGAGUGGAGCGCUUGAAUGAAAUGCAAACCUCUUUGUGUUCUUUCCAUUACAUUUUGGGCUCUUACAUCCUGUUUGCAAGAGAAGUGAUUACAAGUGCGUAUUGAAGAGGAGAAGAGAUACUAGACUAUAGUAGUUCCUUACCUUGAACAUACACUUUAAUUAGUGCC